Molecule: messenger RNA, 2193 nt
Organism: Fusarium graminearum PH-1
Lineage: Eukaryota; Fungi; Ascomycota; Sordariomycetes; Hypocreales; Nectriaceae
Exons: 3
Coding region: 452-1744 (430 amino acids)
Cellular component (GO): Golgi apparatus
Source: RefSeq, a predicted model, not a curated record
AUUUUCUUUCUUUAACGCUUGGGCUCUCUUCUUCUCUCCAUUCGUUUUGUUCCGUCUCAUUUCUCUCUUCUUAUCAACAUCCAUUCUCAUCCUUAUUAAUUAACAACCCCCGGUCUGACCGUUUUCAGCCAUCAGUGAAUCAAUCUUCGCAAUCGCGUCGACGUCUCUCGCUACUCUUCCAUUUCCAUCAGCUCGCGACUCCUUUUCUGUCGGAUUCGAUUUUCGCAUACGCUUUAUCUAUCAAGUCAACAACUCAUUUCCGUAACAGCGCCCGCGUGAGCUACUGUGCCUUAAUUUGGACAUACGACCGCCCCGACCGAAACCACCGCGUCGCUAUCGCAUCUGACUAAAAGUUGUUCCCAUCAACCAUCGUCCGUCGAGCGAUAUCGACGAGCGUUUUCAUUUCUUCUUCGACUUAUUUCACUGUGACUCCAGGGCUGGAGUCUCUUCUAUGUCGGUCAUGACUACUCGAUUGGACUCUCGCAAAUCGCUUCUAGGGGCGGACAACGGCUACGGAUACGGCCACUCAUACAACAACUCAUACGACAACAGCUACGCUCCAUCUCCUGUUCCAUCGCCACAGCCUAUUCCUCAGCCUCCCGCAUUCCAGGCCGCCGUUGAGCCAACAUACAACCAAGGUUUCGCUUACCGGGAAGGACUUACUCCUUCAGUUCCUUCACAAAGUAUGAAGAACGGCAAGAUCGAUUUCAUGAAGAGCCGAUGGCCGGCUUGCUUCAUGGCUGUUUCUCUCCUGCAGGCCAUCCUCUGUAUCUGCUUUGAAGCAUACAUCUUUGGCAAAUUCCAGGUCAACCUUGGCACUCACAACCCCGAUCCCGAAGUUCAGUCUCAGUACAAGACUAUCCCUACCUUCUUGACGCUCUUUAUUUUCGGAUUUCUCUACACUCUCGUUGUCGUUUGGGAUGCUCUCCGCCAAAAGAACACCAUUCAAAUCAUUGGUGUCUGCUUUUCCAACCUCGCCCUCAUGGUUUAUACCACCAUCCAAGUCGAUCAAAUCAAAGAGGCUUUUGAUAUUCUCGGUGAACACAGCGCCCUCCGACCUGAAAUGCCUGCCACAGAACUCUGGCACGAUGUGAAGCCUUACCUUGUGGCUAUCCCCGCCAUCAUUGCCCUUGCUACCCUUGUCAUGGGCUUUCUUUCUUGGAAGAUCUACCAAGAGUAUGCUUGGGAUAUUCUCAAGAACAUUGGUGCUGAUUAUCGCAUGAAGAAACGAUUCCUUCACUACCAGAUUUACAUUGCUCUGCUCAAGUUCGAUUUCUUCUUCUUCCUCGGCUUCAUCGUUCAGUUCGUUGUCGUUGUCGCCGACAAGGAUGAUCCCGAAUUCGCCCUUACCAUCGUCACCAUUCCCAUCACCAUCUUGAUUCUUCUUGCCGCUGCUUUCUUCACCCGUCGCGAGAACAAGGCCGGCAUGAUUGCAAUCGUCGUUCUCUACCUCGGAGGUCUCAGCUACUUCAUCUUCAAGCUGGUUCGAAUUUACCAGCCCGGACACAAGCAAAACUACGAAGCCGUUCGCCGAUCAUUGACCGCAUUCGCUGUCAUCACCAUUCUCCUCAUCAUUCUCACUAUUAUCAACGCCAUCGUGUGCAUGCUCAACUUUGGCAAGGGACUCAAGCCUCACCUCCAGGCUUUGUCUCGCAAGCGCAAGGUCGAGGAGAAGCCCGACGUCAACUCCAUCAACAUGCAAGAUGUCAAGCCCCAGAUUCCCAGCCGCAUGACCAUCGAUUAAGCGGCCAUUAGCAAGUCGCGCGGUUCCCCACAAGCAUUUCGGGAGCACCGCUGUACAAAGACACGAAUUUACGAAAGGAUACAAAAAAAUUCCCCUUUUCAAUGGCACCAGUCACAUAGGGCAGGCUCGGAAUGGACGGUGACCAAACGGUGCGGCGUCAACAGAAGGCGACGAGAUGAUAUCCCUUGGUGUCGGAAGCUUGCUUGGACUUUUUUAUCAUUUUUAUAUUUCUAUUUGAUUUGGUUGUUUUUUGUUUCCUAUGUUAGACCCAACCAUUUUAGGCGUUCAAUGCUCCACAUGGAAUGAGAUCCAGGAGCCAAUAUCUAGUUCCUUUGUUGUUACUUUUUACUUUGUCCCUCGGUCGGCUGGGUUGUGGAAUUUCAUGUCCAGAUACUCCAUGAUCAGUUAAAAAAAUAAAAAAUAGGAAACUCACAAUACGUCCACGUCCA